AUGGGUAACUGUUUUUCAACUAGUCAGAGGCGCUGUGGUCUUUGCUAUUUUGAUCUCGAUGAAGAAUCAGCAUCUUUGAAGGAACCAUUUGUUCAAAGGAGUUACACUUGGCGCGAAUCAUCCCACAUUCACGAUGAGGAGCGAACAGAAUCUGUCGACGAGCAAUUGCCGUCUCCCCUUCCUGAAGCCUGGCGCGAGUACCUUAGAAUCGAAAUCCGCACAAAACUUGAGGUAUUCCGCACAUCGCGCGAGCGGGGUUGUCGCGGCUGCGAUGCUAUUAUAAAAGCAAUAGCAUCGGCGUGCCAAGAUGAUGAUGUGGUUUUGGACGAUAAAUCGUGGACGGAAGACGUGCACGUAACUUGGACAAUGCCUUCAGGGCGGGAUAAGGGCAUGAGCAAUCUUAAGUUGGAAGUUACUGUGAAUGUUAGCAGUCGAGAAGCCGAGGGUCAUGGUACAGAGGAUUACCGUCUAUGGAUCAUCCUAGUCGACAUUGACAGAAUGAAUGGGCAUGAGAAGGAAGAAAGCGAUCAUGUAUUCGCGUAUAGAUCUUCAGUUUUGUUUAACAACACUGGAGCAGAAACGUCUUUGAACAGAAUCAGCAAUUGGCUCGAUAAGUGCAGCUCAUUGCAUGACUCUUGCAAAUCUGCAUCGGUCGCACAACUGCCCAAACGAGUACUAGAAAUGAUGCCAGGGCCACAAAAUAACAUCAAUGUUCGCUUGGUUGAGGAUUUGGGUGGGUGCGAGAGAUAUGUAUGUCUUAGCCAUCGAUGGGGAGCAUCAACACAUUUAUGCCAGACGACGAUUGAGAGCCUGCCUGCGCACCUUGAGACAAUUCCCUGGGAUCGCUUACCCAAGACUUUCCAAGAUGCCGCUAAAGUCUCCGUAUGGCUUGGAAUCAAAUACUUAUGGAUUGAUUCGCUCUGCAUCAUUCAAGACAGCAGCGAUGAUUGGAAGGUUCAGGCAGCUCAAAUGUGCGAGAUUUACUCUGGGGCGUAUGUCACCCUUGCAGCGGCAUGGUCUGCUGAUAGCGAUGUUGGUCUGUUUCGCGAAAGUGCUUCUUUCAAAGUCCAACCUGCUACGCAUCUCGGGCCCCAAGCCGCAUCUUACCUCGUUCGCAGAGUCCCAGAACACACUACUUGGGACGUUGCUGGUGUGCUACAGAUGACACCAGAGUUGCCUCUUCUCAGCAGAGCGUGGGUCUAUCAGGAGCGUCUUUUGUCUCCAAGAAUCGUCUAUUUCACACGAUAUGAACUCGCAUUUGAAUGCGCAGGUGGCAAGAGGGACAAAACCUGCGAGUGCGAACAUAUUCCCGGAGGAAUAUGGGGAGGCGGCAGUAAUGGCGCAGGUGGUGGAAGCGGCGAGUAUACCAAUGAGCGCAAGCUGAAAUACUGGCACCAGAUUGUGGAAGAAUAUUCUGGACUGCGCAUCUCGUUUACAUCAGAUCGUCUUCCUGCUCUGUCUGGUGUCGCGCGACAGUACGGAACAGCCCACUCAGCUGAUCUUGGCCGAUAUGUCGCAGGAAUGUGGGAGAACUGUUUCCCUUCUGAGCUGCUAUGGUACUGUGCCUCUGCCUCUCGGAAAAUUCACGAUCGCCCAGAUUCUUAUUGCGGCCCAACAUGGUCUUGGAUUUCUACUGGAAAUAUUGCUAGCUACGCGACGGCUUGCCCCAGAACGUACCCGGACGAUCUGGAGAUUAUCAUCGAGGUGCAUAACGCCCAUUCAGACACAACGAGUAUACACUUCAAGGGCAUGAGCGGGAACUCUCUAACUUUUUAUUACGAUUAUCCUCUGGAUCAACCAGGUCCUGGACAUAUUCCAUUCGGAAGUCCGAUAUACUUGAAUGCUGGGGAGAAUGCUUACAAGAGGAUUGGUCUCGCAACGAAUGUCAGUAGAUCCGAUCUUGAUAGCUGGUUCGUUGACUUUGGAAAUAAGCAAACAUUCAAGCUUUUGUAA
This is a messenger RNA of Trichoderma breve, 1953 nucleotides long. Its product is annotated as heterokaryon incompatibility protein (HET) domain-containing protein. The record is from RefSeq and is a predicted model, not a curated record. NCBI's taxonomy places the organism in Eukaryota, Fungi, Ascomycota, Sordariomycetes, Hypocreales, Hypocreaceae. The transcript has 5 exons. Bases 1 to 1953 code for a protein of 650 amino acids.